AUGCACAGCGCAGGGGAGGGGGAGAGGAGUGGUGACCCCCUCUCGAAGGAUGAGGGCCCCCAAGGUAUAAACAGUUUGGAAGACCCCGUGGUCGAAAUGAACCCCCGCACGAGUGGUACCCCUCUUGAGGAGAAAGAAGAUGACGAAAAGGAGCACCUGAAAAGGGAAGCGGAGGAGGACGUGUCCUCGCUGCAUCCGAGCGAGAUGAUGGGCUUGUACUUCCCCGAAGCGGCGGAGGAGGAGUCCAGGGGGGGAAGCCCAGUUGGAGCUGCCAACGCCGUUGUUGAUGGAGGCGUCGAGGAGGAUGAGCCGGUGGACCGUGCCGCAGGUGAAGCCACCCCAGGUGAUGAGGCCUCUCCAGGUGACGAAGCCUCCCCUAAAGGCUACACCUCCCCGGAAGACUGCACCUCCCCGAAAGGCUACACCUCCCCGGAAGACUGCACCUCCCCGAAAGGCUACACCUCCCCGAAAGGCUACACCUCCCCAGAGGGCUACCCCCCCCCAGAGGGCUGUGCCACCGAAGAGAGCGCAGGCGACCCGCGGGCUAGGGGGCCAUCUCCCCUGCCCGUGAUGGAAGACGCAGGCAUGGACAAACAUGUAAGCGAAGAAAGGCACAGCCCGUGCACCCCGCCGAAUGACACGUCGGAAAAUAGUUAUGAACAUGUGCAGGUGAAUAUCCCCAACUUUGACCUGACGGAGGGGGAUAGCAACCCGCGCGAGGAGGUCAACGAGGGGAGGUCAGACAGGUGGGACAAAUCGGAAAAGUGGGACAAGCCGGAAAAGUGGGACAAGUCGGACGAUGGGAAGAUGCAGCUGAAGGUGCAGAACCUCCUGAAGCUCAUAGGGCUGCUCAAGGCGCAGAUAAACCAGAAGGACCACGAGAUAUACCAAAUGGAACUGGACUUCAAGCUGAAGAGUCAGCAGUGCGAGAGGGGCAGCGCGCGCCUGCACGAGCUGUUCGUGGAAAACGAGAGCUGCUCGGACAACACGGAGGGGGCCGCGUCCCUCGUCGCCGCAGCAGCAGCCACAGCAGCCACCACCGCCGCUGUAGCCGCCGCCGGCCCCGGUGCUGAGGCGCCAAGCGGGGGAGACUUCCUAAUGAGAAAGAUGAAGAACAUUCUAAUUUCGCAAAACGAAGAAAUCGUGACUCUAAACGAGGAGCUGAAGAAAAAAACGAAGGAGCUGUUUUACCUGAACGAGGAAAACAUGACGAAGAAUGAAAAGCUAGCUGAGCUGAAGAAGGAAAUAGAAAAAAAUUACCUUCACCUGAAGGCAUGCAAAAAUGUGAAGAACGAAAUGGAGGUAGACGCCAAUAACAAAGUGCACCGCGUGGAGAACUGCCUCAACGUAACGAACCAGAAGCUGCUCAAAAAUGACAUUUACAUAAAAGAAAAAAAACUUAAUAUAGAAAAACAAAAGAGAGUAAUCAAAGAAUUAUAUACCCAGCUGAACAAGAAGGAGGAGCAAAUCACAGAAUUGCGAAGCAUCAUUGAAAGCAUCGAGUUGAAUAACAACAGAGACAUCAUCAAAUACAAGCAGAGCAACACAGACCUCAUCAACCGACUCAGUCUAAAUAACUCCCUCAUGAAUAGCCAAAAAAUUGAAAUCGAAAAUAUGCAUAUGAAUUAUAAACAGCUGGAGGAGGAACUGAAACAUAAGGACAAUGAGCUGAAGAAGCUGCACGAGAAUCUGCUAGCCAAAGAUGAAGAGAAUAACAAAAUGGUGCACGAUAUUAAUAGACUCAAAUUUGAUAUGGAGAUAAAGAACAUCGAUGUGGUUAAUGUGAAGCAGAAAAUAAAACAUGUAAAGAAGGAGUGUGCCAUCCAUUUGAAGAAACAGAAGGAGCGCUUCACCAGCGUCAUUAACGAAAUUUACCGGGAGAAGGACGAGGCCAUUCAGGGCCACGUCGAGGAGUUCGCCAAGCUCUCCGCGCACUACAACGAGGCGCUCGCGGCCAACGAGACGAUCAAAAAUGAGCUGAACCUCCUCAAGGACGAAGUGCUGAAGAAGUCCUGCGAAGUGGAGAAGCUCCAGGACAGGCUACUCGACUACGAGUCCAAGCUGCUCAUCUACGAAAAUAACAACGAAAUUAAAAUUUUGAAGAAAAAUGAAGACCACUUGAGGAAGCUCCUCAGCAAACACAUCCACAGAAAUGAGAAGCUACUCAACACCACUCUCCUGUUGCAAAAAUCUACGCUAGAAAAUAACACCCUGGAAAAGAGGAUAAUCGAACUGAAGGCGAAGACGUAUAGGAAGGACCAGGAGAUAAAGAAGCUGCAGGAAAGUAACUGGAAAAAAAAAAACUCCAAUCGGAAUAGCAGCAUUUCGCACACGGAGGACGCUAUCGAGUUGAGCGACGAUUUGAAGGACCACCACCCCGCUGGGGGGCGGCGGAGAACGAGAGGGGCAAUGGCAGGGGCAGGCGCAACUGGCAGCCUCGUGCACUACAGCGAUGAGGACUGCCUCGAUGUGGAGAAUCACAUGCUAGAGUAUAACAAGAGGGCGGAAAAGAACAACGCCCUUGAUGCGAUGCUGCUAGCGGGGGAGAGCAACCUGUUGAUGGGCGUCAAAGACGACGCCGACUCGGCGGUGUCACUCCCCCUGGGCACGCCGCUCAAGCUCACCGCGACAAGCCCUGGAGCGGACGACCCAGUGUACGUGGCCCUCUGCGAGUUCAGCCACAGCGUCAAAGAAACCAAUAUCCCAUUUAGGAUAAAAAAAAUAAGCGGUAAUGUGUACCUCCUUAACGAUAAAGAUGUGGUCAUCAAAUUUAUAAAUGGAGAUCUGUACGUGGAGGAGGGGUCCCACUUGGUCAAGCUGAAUGACUUCCUACUGGCUAGUGGGCCCAGCUAA
This is a messenger RNA of Plasmodium vivax (malaria parasite P. vivax), 2853 nucleotides long. RefSeq lists its product as hypothetical. The coding region runs from base 1 to 2853 and encodes 950 amino acids. The record is from RefSeq and is a predicted model, not a curated record. The transcript has 3 exons. NCBI's taxonomy places the organism in Eukaryota, Apicomplexa, Aconoidasida, Haemosporida, Plasmodiidae.